CGGGACGGACGCGUUUCCUCCGCUCCUGCAAUUGGCCUGAGGCUGCCCGCGCCCGCGUUAUAAGGUGCGGAGGGCGGCCGGCCGCGCUCGUCCCGCACCAUGGCGCUGAGCGACACCGCCCUGCCCUCCUUCGCCACCUUCGCCAGCCCCUGCCGCGAGAAAGCCCUGCACGAAAGGUGGAAGUGUGAGCAGGAGGCCAAGACCCCCGCCGGCACCUGGGGCGGCCUCUCCCCGCGCAAAGAGGAUGAGGAUCUCAACAACGUGCUGGAUUUUAUCCUUUCCAUGGGCAGCGACGGCUACGGCCAGGGCGCUGCCGGCGGGGAUUAUCCCCCUGCCCAAGGAGAAAGCGGUGGCUUUUACCAGACAAACCCGUCCCCGGGAUGCUACAAUGCCCUGGAGCAGGGCAGCCCCCCGCCCUACAACGCCGGCAUCGUGCCGGAGAUGAUGCGUUCCGAGAUGGACUCCAACUACUGCCCUUCUGGCAGCGUCCACGGCCGCUUCUUUGUGACGCCCACCUUCGGGGGCCCGCAGUUCGUUGAGAACAUUAAGCCCGAGCCCGACAUGGACAAUUAUGGACCGGUCCUGGGUCUGGUGCCCCAGGCUUGCCCGAAGAUCAAGCAGGAGGGGAACGCGACCUGCAUGAUGGCCUACGAGCAGCCCCGGGUGGCCAGUUCCCCGCAGAUCCCCGGGGCAGAGACGCCCCCGCUGAGCCCCGACGAUCUCGUGGUGAACGAGUGCCACACGCAGAUGAUGUGCCCCUCGUCCGUGCCCUACCAGCAGAGUUACCACCCGGCCUCCGGCUUCCACCACCCGCAGACCCACCUCCAGUACCAGAACACCUCCCAGUUUGGCCUUUUCGAGGACAGCCUGCCCUUACAGCCCUCGGCUCCCAGGGGGAUGCUUACCCCUCCUUCAUCCCCUCUGGAGCUGCUGGACUCCAAACCAAAGCGGGGACGCCGGUCGUGGCCGAGGAAGAGGACGGCCACUCACACGUGCAGCUAUGCUGGCUGUGGGAAGACCUACACCAAGAGCUCCCACCUGAAGGCGCACCUCAGGACACACACAGGUGAAAAGCCCUACCACUGCAACUGGGAAGGCUGCGGCUGGAAGUUCGCCCGCUCCGACGAGCUCACCCGCCACUACCGCAAGCACACGGGCCACCGGCCCUUCCAGUGCCACCUCUGCGACAGAGCCUUCUCCAGGUCAGACCACCUGGCUCUGCACAUGAAGAGGCACAUGUAGCCCCAGGGAGCCUGCCCUGCCCGCUGUGGACUUGACUGAACUGCUCAGGUGCAGAAGAGUUCAAAAAUCUGUAGCUGGUACUACAUAAGGGAGGCACCGACAGACCGAGCGACGCUCCAGGACGGACACACAGACACACACACGGAGGAUGUGACACGAGGAGGCUCAGCCAAAAUUCCUGCAGGGAAUUCCUGCCUGAGUCAGUGACCUGCCCGUCCCGGUCAGGAGAACAGGGGUUAAUUUAUGCAGCUUCUGUGAAGGGUAAACUCCAUAAGACUCCAUACAGAUUGUAUAGAAGAAGCUGUAAAUAUGUUGUUUGUUUUUUUUUCCCAAUUCUAACUGCCCAUUCCUAAGCUUUACAAGACAAUGUUUGUAUGGAAACUGCCUGAAGUUGACCCUAGAAGAGGUAAAAUGAAUGUUACUGUAGCUAACGAUGUUAGUUUAGAUCUCAGUUGAAGGCAUGGCUAAGAGAACACUCCUCUUGUUAGACUGUUUGGUUCACAGGUGCAAUAGUAUUCUUGUUUGCCAUGAUCUACACUAGAAGUACAGGGCUUGAUGUCUUGUAAGAAAAUAACCUAUUUACUGUAAUUUUUUUAUAUAUUGUAAAUAAUUUUAUACAAUGAGAAAUAUUGUAUAUGUAAAUAGAAGACAAAUAGGUAUUUUGCCUAUUUUCUGUUUUUAUAAAAACAUAAUUUUUCAAUGUUUGAAAACAUUUCAUCUUUUUAAUAAAAUAAGAUUUUAAUUGCUGUGA
This is a messenger RNA of Taeniopygia guttata (zebra finch), 1993 nucleotides long. RefSeq names its product KLF transcription factor 2 (gene KLF2). Lineage: Eukaryota; Metazoa; Chordata; Aves; Passeriformes; Estrildidae. Gene Ontology annotation, biological process: regulation of transcription by RNA polymerase II. The record is from RefSeq and is a predicted model, not a curated record. Gene Ontology annotation, molecular function: RNA polymerase II cis-regulatory region sequence-specific DNA binding; DNA-binding transcription factor activity, RNA polymerase II-specific.